GGAUGACCCGCACGCGCACAAAGAACAAAAAGGCUGAACGCCUAACGUCAACCGUCACGGUCGACUCUUCAAGCACUCCUGCAUCGUCUUCUCAGCCCACCAUCGCCUCCCUCCUAACCAAGGCACAGGAUCUCAUCAUCCAGACCGACUACGCACUCGCACACAAAUUCCUCGACCGAAUACUUGUACGAACAGAUGGAUCGACGCGGGAGGAACGUGCGCAGGCUCGCGAGAUGCUUGGUGUUGUCCUGCUAGAGGAGGGAAAGGUCGAUGAAGCCCGGCAGGCGUUUCAAGCGCUUCUUCCACCUUCGUCAGAUGCGUUACCAUCUCCGCCUGCUUCAGCACACCUCUACCUUGCGCAGCUUGCGGAAGAACCACAGCAGGCUCUAACCCACUACGAGACUGCAAUUGAGAUUCUAAAAGGACAGCUUAAGAACUCCACAUCACCUGCUAGGGAGGCUGGGGCAGAGGGAGAGGAUGCGGAUGCGGAGGUACGCGGAAACAUCGUGCGCGCGUACGUUGGUAUGGUCGAGGUGUGGAUGGAUCCCUCGUUAGACCUCUGCUUCGACCCAGCCGCGUCCUCGACAUGCGAUACCCUCCUCUCCGCUGCUCUCUCGUAUGACCCCAUUCACACCGAAGCCCUCCAAGCCCUCGCUUCCGUCCGCCUUUCCCAAUCGAACCCUCCAGGUGCGCGCACCGCUCUCCUCCGUGCCCUCUCGGCAUGGCACGCUCUUCCCGCUGCGGACCCGCGGGUUCCACCUCUGCCCGUCAAGCUCUCUCUAUCGAGACUACUGCUCGAGACAGGUAUGCUUCGGAAUGCCGUGGACGUCCUCAGUGGGUGCAUCGAAGCGGACGACGAGAACGUCGAGGGGUGGUACCUUCAGGGUUGGGCCUUCUGGCUCAUGGCCGAGCGCACAAAGGACGGCAAGGGUGUAGACGUAUUCGUCAAAGGUCCCAGUGAGGCCCGGAGCGAGGCGGAGGUAGAGGCGGCAGAGGCUGGGGAGGCGUUCGAGCAGGGGCUGGUUGGUGCUGGCGCGGAGGAAUGGGAGCAGCUAGGGUGGGAGGACCUCGCGAGGGAUGCAAGGGAUUGCUUGGAGACGUGCAAAGCGCUCCAUCGACGCCAAGAUGACCCUGACGCGCCACUGCUCGAGCACGCCAAUGAACUAAUCGCCGGGUUGGAAGCACUUGGCAUACAGCCGUCACCAAUCGACGGGUCUGAGGGUGGUGACGAUGAUGACGAGUGGGAAGAAGCGAGCGACGAUGAAGAUGGAGACGUCGAGAUGGGCGAAUGAUGACCGAUGUUAUGAU
This is a messenger RNA of Coniophora puteana RWD-64-598 SS2, 1308 nucleotides long. RefSeq lists its product as uncharacterized. Gene Ontology annotation, molecular function: protein binding. The transcript is spliced from 4 exons. NCBI's taxonomy places the organism in Eukaryota, Fungi, Basidiomycota, Agaricomycetes, Boletales, Coniophoraceae. The record is from RefSeq and is a predicted model, not a curated record. The annotation marks the transcript as partial.